UUGGGCUCGUGGACAUGGUGGUGAAGACAAUAUGGUCUUCCCAUUGCAGGUCCAAAGCGGUAACGGGUCACCUGAUACGGGCCUUGCCCGUCUGCACGAGCUAGGCUACAAACAAGAACUCAAGCGUGAUCUCUCGGUCAUAUCGAAUUUCGCAUUUUCGUUUUCAAUCAUAUCGGUGCUAACCGGAAUAACCACACUGUACAAUACGGGGCUAACGUAUGGUGGACCGGUAGUAUUGGUGUACGGGUGGCUAAUUGCCGGUGCUUUCACCAUGUUUGUUGGGUUGUCGAUGGCUGAGAUUUGCUCUUCUUACCCAACUUCUGGUGGGCUUUACUAUUGGAGUGCCAUGCUUGCUGGCCCUGAUUGGGCUCCCUUUGCCUCCUGGCUCACUGGCUGGAUCAACAUUGCUGGCCAGUGGGCUAUCACAACAAGUGUGGAUUUCUCACUUGCACAGAUGAUUCAGGUGAUUAUUCUCCUUAGCACAGGUGGAAACAAUGGCAGCGGAUAUUCAGCUUCUAAGUAUGAAGUUAUCGCGAUACAUGGUGGAAUUCUGCUCCUCCAUGCUAUCAUAAACAGCCUUCCAAUUUCGUGUCUGUCCUUGUUGGGACGGCUUGCUGCUGCUUGGAAUAUUUUAGGUGUAUUUGUACUCAUGAUUGUCAUUCCCACGGUUGCAACGGAAAGGGCUAGUCCCAAAUACGUCUUUACUUACUUCAACACUGACAAUGGGGAAGGAAUCAACAGUAGAGUCUGCAUAUUUCUCCUUGGACUCCUAAUGAGCCAGUACACCUUUACCGGAUACGACCCAUCUGCCCAUAUGACAGAGGAAACCAAAGGCGCCGAUGUAAACGGACCAAGGGGGAUCAUCAGUGCCAUUGGCAUAUCUAUAGUUGUCGGGUGGGGUUACAUACUAGGCAUCACCUUUGCAGUUACCGACAUUCCGUACCUUUUGAACCCGGAGAACGAUGCCGGUGGUUAUGCAAUCGCGGAAGUAUUCUACCUAGCGUUCAAAAGACGAUAUGGCAAUGGUGCUGGGGGAAUUAUUUGCCUGGGAGUGGCGGCUGUCGGCAUUUUUUUCUGCGGUAUGAGCUCGGUCACUAGUAACUCAAGGAUGGUUUAUGCCUUCUCAAGAGACGGAGCGAUGCCAUUGUCAUCGCUCUGGCAUAAAGUGAACAAACAGGAGGUCCCCAUAAACGCAGUUUGGCUCUCUGCUCUUAUAGCAUUUUGCAUGGCUCUAACGUCUCUUGGAAGCUUAGUGGCAUUUCAAGCCAUGGUAUCAUUAACAACAAUCGGGCUCUACCUUGCUUACGGUCUCCCAAUAUUCUUCAGGAUUACAUUGGCUCGCAAGUCUUUCGCUCCAGGGCCUUUCAACUUAGGCCGCUAUGGGGUUCUAGUCGGUUGGAUUGCUGUUCUUUGGGUUGCGACUAUUACUGUCCUCUUCUCGUUACCCGUUUCUUAUCCCAUUACCGAUCAGACUCUAAAUUACACGCCGGUGGCAGUCGGCCUCCUCCUCCUUCUCACCGUUUCUUCUUGGAUCGUUAGUGCUCGACACUGGUUCAAAGGUCCCAUCACCAACAUAAAUAGCUAACUGAUCUAUGUUUUUCCAUACAACU
Molecule: messenger RNA, 1610 nt
Organism: Rhododendron vialii
Lineage: Eukaryota; Viridiplantae; Streptophyta; Magnoliopsida; Ericales; Ericaceae
Product: amino-acid permease BAT1 homolog
Exons: 8
Coding region: 32-1585 (517 amino acids)
Biological process (GO): transmembrane transport; gamma-aminobutyric acid transport
Cellular component (GO): membrane
Molecular function (GO): L-alanine transmembrane transporter activity; L-lysine transmembrane transporter activity; gamma-aminobutyric acid transmembrane transporter activity
Source: RefSeq, a predicted model, not a curated record